AUUUCUUUUUUUUCUCUCUCUCUCUCUCUCUCCAUCAUGCUGGAGUUAGCUGCCUGGGGGUUUCCAGCAGGCAAAUAAUAACAUUACCCAUCUGUUAUGUCCUCGUAAGAUACUCUUAUUUGUCCAGCUGACCCUUGAAGCGCACGGCCCGGCUGUUAUUUUUUUGGGGGGGUUCAUCAAAUCGAAAAAGUCAAUUCCAGUCGUCGCAACCACACAGGUCUCGUUGUGCUGACUGUCCUGCGCCAUCCCCGCUUGGCGACUCUCCUCGCUACUCCUCUCCCUCUUUUCUUCCAACGAUGCUGCUUGUCUAGCGCGUGUGGGCUUUGACCAAGGACCUCCUCGCGUCUGCAAGCCACCGUUGGCCAGAGGGGAGUUUCCCGGUACCGUGACGUUUUCCGUUUCGACCGGCGAUCGCUUCGUCCUGCAGGAGAGCGUCUCAACACAUUAGCCUGCCCGUCAACCAGGUUGGCCCCGAACGUUAAUACCUAGCCCCUCGUCCCGCGCCGCGCCCGCCGCCCUCUGCCUCCGCCACCAUGGACCACCACCACCUGGAGUUGUCGUCCGUCGUACCACCACCGCCUGCAAUUCCCCGCAAGUCCCGCGAGCGAGACCGUCCUCGUAAUUCUGAAUCCCGCCGUCUCGCCCUCGACCCUCCUCCUAUCCUCGACUCGAGGCGCGAUCGAGAACCCGACAUCUUUGCCGACUGGACCGACCGAGACCGACAGGUUUACGCCAACCGUUACCCCAAACCCAAAGAAAGAGGACGAGACUCUGAACACACCAUCACCGCCCCACCCACGCCUGCGUCACCCGAAGUAAUAUCGUCCCUCAUCACAUCCCUGUCGGCCAUAUCGAGGCCGCUCAGCAACCACUUUGACAGCCCGUCCUACCUCGCGCCCAUCGGACCAGGAAGCCCCAUCAGCAUCUCCUUUCCCGGGUCGCCCACACAGGCCGCCGGCGGUGGUUCGUUUGGCGUCGACUACGGCGCCUUUUCCAAACCGUCCUUGGGAGAUCUCAGAGAGGAGGAUGUGCCGUUAGAUGAACUUGCUGCGAGCCCUCCGGUGAUCCGGACCUCCAAGCCCCCAAGUGGCCUGUCUGUACUCACAGCACCCAAGUCUCCGAAGAGCGCCGGCCCGAGGGAGAGUUCUGGCGGAUUAAAGGGCCUCCUGUCACGAGGGAGCAGCAGUGCCUUGUCUCGGCCGUCAAGCAAGGGAUCAUUGACAUCGGGAGGAGCAGAGAGCAUCGGCAACAGCUUCGGGAAGCUCAGUGUCGAAACCAGGAACGAGCCCGUCUCACCGGGCCCCGAAGGACACGGACUCAGAAAGCAGCGGUCCUUUGAAAGCUGGGGCUGGAAGAACGGACGAAGUCAGCGCAGCCUCAAGUAUAUGAGCAGCAAGGAAAUCCUGCGAGAAAAGGAAGCCGACAAGAAGAGAACCAGCUACGGCACUCCAGGAUAUAACCCCCCGAGUGGAAGCACAACACCGCGACUGGAUCCAUUUUCGGCCGAGUCCAUAAUCAACGAGGAAACGAACCUCGACCUUGGCAGAGACGGUCUGAGCAGCACGCUUUCCAGUCCAAGGGCCAUCCCUACCAGAGACUCAUCCCUGAGGAAGACGGGAAGUGGUGCUAAGCGCUCCUCUACCCGUGCCUCGCGGAACUCAAAGCGUGAAAGCGGGACUAUCCCCGAGCUUGAAGAGCAAGGCUCCGAGGGCCGUACCUUUUUUGACGACACAAAGUCACGAAACUCCAGACAGAAGCCGCUCGAUCCUCUGAGGCUUUCCGCCGACAUCCCGCAGUACAGCUCGGACAGGCUUCAACCUGAAGUACACAGCGCCCCUCCUGUAACGCCCAUGGCCAGCAUGUUUCCUGAUUUGGAGCCCCUCGACGACGGCGCACCGUCACCGGCCAUUGCUCAAGGACGCCGCAGAGACCGCGAGACCAGCACCGAUGCGAAACGACGACGAUCCGGCAGAACCACCCCUGAUCCUUUUGGUGGAUACGCAAGCGAGGGCGGUGGUGUCGCUGUUAAGUCGAAGCGGAGCAGCACUCGGCUCAAGAGACUCUCUGGAGCCCCAAGUCCGACCCCCGACAAGGCCUUGGAUCAUCGUGCAUCGAGCCAUUCGAAAGGUGACCACCCACACAUUGCGUACGAGCGACCACCGAGCGCGGAUAGUAUCGACGAUGCGGUGGAAAGCUACCUUUGUAGCCCUCGGCUGAGCCAAAAGAUUCGGCACCCACAGACGGGACGUGUCAUCAGCUUUAGUGAGGUUGGCGACCCGAAUGGAAGCGCUGUGUUUUGCUGUGUCGGCAUGGGGCUGACGAGAUAUAUCACGGCGUUUUAUGAUGAGCUGGCAUUGACCCUCAAGCUCCGGCUGAUCACCCCAGACCGCCCUGGCGUGGGAGACAGCGAGCCAUACGCUGAGGGGACUGCAACACCUUUGGGCUGGCCCGAUGAUGUUUAUGCAAUCUGCCAAUCGCUCAAAAUCACCAAGUUCUCCAUUCUAGCCCAUUCAGCCGGAGCCAUCUACGCGCUGGCCACGGCACUUCGUAUGCCCCAACACAUUCGUGGCAGGAUACACCUCUUGGCGCCAUGGAUUCCACCGUCGCAAAUGAAUGUCAUAGGAUCGAGCGCGCAGACGCCUUUACCACCAACAAAUGCCAUCCCCACAAGCCAACGGAUAUUGCGCGCCCUCCCUACCCCUAUUCUCAAGGCCGCCAACAGCAGCUUCAUGACGGCCACCAGUUCCAGCAUCACUAGCUCUCUACCGAAGCAAAAGCGAGCACGGCGAGAGAGGAAGAAUAACGCGGCCAGGGAGAGCAAGGAGCAAUCCAAAAGCUCGUCACAUGGUGCGGACAAUAAGGAGAACCGCAUGCACGAUGACGGGUCCAAGGGCGCCGCUCAGAUUCCGGCGGCCGACGAGUACAUGGACCACGUAAAACCAACGGGGACGAACCCUACCUGCGGCGAUAACAUGGGUCACCGUCACAAUCGGUCCAACUCGACACAGCAAGGAAACCGGCGGACUUCGGACAAGGAGGAUCUCCUGUCGGCGGCAGCGGCGCUUGCUACCUCGCAGCUGGCUGACCGUGAAAGACAGGAGCUGUACGACAACCGGCUGACGCAUUCCAUUUGGCAGCUGGCCACCACCGGAGCCAACCCCGCCGUCGAUUUGCUUGUGUGCCUCGAGCGGCGCCACACGAUUGGCUUCCGGUACGUCGACAUCACCCGACCGGUGAUUAUCCACCACGGCAGCCGCGACACGCGCGUGCCCGUCGAUAAUGUCAGAUGGCUGGGCAAGACCAUGCGCCGGUGUGAGGUGCGGGUGCUCGAGGGCGAGGGCCACGGUUUGAUGGCGAGUGCCCAGGUCAUGGGCGGAGUGCUGAUGGAGAUCAGCCAGGAGUGGGAGGAGUGGAGCAGAGUCACAGGUGCGACCACGCGGAGAGAAGAGGGGAGAGGAAGAAGAGGGACGAUUGGACAGGCGAGAUGAAGUUGUCUACACACCCACACACACUCACACACACCCACACACACACACAUGCAUGCAUUUGGGAUAAGGGUUCAGAGAGUUUGCAUACCGGGUGUCAUCUGUGUUUUGGAAAAGGAAGAGGGCUUCUUUGCAAGGGCGGAACGUAUUUUUAUUCUUGUAUCAUCUUCAUCAGCAUCGUCAGCCUUGUUGAUCGCCAGUUUGCUCCUGGAUGAUGCUCUUCGCGUUUUUUAUUAUCUUUCUUGGUGCUUCAAGUCACAGGUAUAUAUCCUUAUAGUUCGAUGUAGUAGUAGACUAGCUUUAAUGUUGAGUGUAAUCUGGCAGUUUGCGGGUAAAGAGUGCCGUCCUAUUUCAAGGCACAUUACAUCAGAUAGAGAGCGUUCUUGUCGAAGGUAUUAUUACCCCUGAAUGUACCC
Messenger RNA from Podospora bellae-mahoneyi, 3901 nucleotides. RefSeq lists its product as uncharacterized. Gene Ontology annotation, cellular component: mitochondrion. Lineage: Eukaryota; Fungi; Ascomycota; Sordariomycetes; Sordariales; Podosporaceae. Bases 534 to 3488 code for a protein of 984 amino acids. The record is from RefSeq and is a predicted model, not a curated record. Gene Ontology annotation, molecular function: lysophosphatidic acid acyltransferase activity; carboxylic ester hydrolase activity. Gene Ontology annotation, biological process: lipid homeostasis; phosphatidic acid biosynthetic process. The transcript has 2 exons.